AGAAGUCAAAGGUCAGUGAUGAAAAAUGGCACAGUGACAACGUUCAUUCUGCUGGGACUGACCGAUGACCCUGAGCUGCAGGUUCUGAUGUUCAUCUUUCUCCUUCUCACCUACAUGCUGAGUGUAACCGGGAACCUGACCAUCAUCACACUCACCUUUGUGGAUUCUCACCUGAAAACACCGAUGUACUUUUUCUUAAAAAACUUCUCCUUUUUGGAAAUCUCCUUCACCUCUGCUUGUAUCCCUAGAUACUUGUAUAGCAUAGCAACGGGGGACAAGGUCAUUACCUAUAAUGCCUGUAUUAUUGAAGUGUUUUUUACCUACCUCUGUGCAGUCACAGAGUUUUUCCUCUUGGCCGCCAUGUCCUAUGACCGCUACGUGGCCAUCUGCAAGCCUUUACAUUAUGUGACCAUCAUGAGCAGCAGAGUCUGUUGGGUUCUCAUUGUCUGUUGUUGGCUGUCUGGUUUAUCCGUAAUAAUUCCACCACUCAUCUUGGUUUUAAAAUUGGAAUUCUGUGACUCUAAUAUCCUUGACCAUUUUCUCUGUGAUGAAUUUCCCCUUGUGAAAACCACAUGCUCAGACGUGGUUCUUGGGACAGUUAACAUCUGGGAUCUGCUGACCCUAAACAUGACUCUUACUACUGCGUUUCCGUCUCAUGCCUUUUCAACCUGUUCUUCCCACAUGGUUGUGGUGUCAAUCACCUACGGCACCUGCAUUUUCAUCUAUAUGAAUCCUGCAGCAAAGGAAGAAGUGACUGUUAAUAAAGUAGUUACACUGCUUAUUUCUUCUGUUUCACCUACAAUGAACCCAUUUAUUUAUACAUUGAGAAACAAUCAAGUUAAGAAUGCUUUCAAAGUUUUACUUAAAAGACUUGCAUUGAUCUCAAGUAAGUGA
Echinops telfairi (small Madagascar hedgehog) is the source of this 894-nucleotide messenger RNA. RefSeq names its product olfactory receptor 6C2-like. The record is from RefSeq and is a predicted model, not a curated record. Gene Ontology annotation, molecular function: olfactory receptor activity; G protein-coupled receptor activity. Lineage: Eukaryota; Metazoa; Chordata; Mammalia; Afrosoricida; Tenrecidae. Bases 19 to 894 code for a protein of 291 amino acids. Gene Ontology annotation, biological process: G protein-coupled receptor signaling pathway. Gene Ontology annotation, cellular component: membrane. The transcript is spliced from 3 exons.